This is a messenger RNA of Fusarium tjaetaba, 1011 nucleotides long. RefSeq lists its product as uncharacterized. The record is from RefSeq and is a predicted model, not a curated record. Gene Ontology annotation, molecular function: protein binding. Lineage: Eukaryota; Fungi; Ascomycota; Sordariomycetes; Hypocreales; Nectriaceae. Bases 1 to 1011 code for a protein of 336 amino acids. The transcript has 3 exons.
AUGAAGGCGUCACUUCUCGAACUUGAUCCUCAGGCAGACGCCCUACUAAUCCUUCAAAAGCCAAACUCGCAUUCGUAUCAAUUGUCAAUUGAUAAGCGUGCAUCAGCGGGAAGCAUAGACUGGGUCGGGUAUCCCAUAUACCUUGAACUAGACGACGAUGAAUCGGCGAGGCGAUCAGACGUGAACGACGAGAUGAGGUCUCUCCAGACAUGCUUGGAGAACGGGGAUCCAAAUCAGGUUGUAUUCCGCGUCUCUGCUAAACAUCUCUGCCUUGCGUCACCAGUCUUCCGAAGAAUGAUCCAGGGCCAAUUCAAAGAGUCAGAACCAAAUGAACAAGGACUCUUUGAGAUCAAAACAUCAGAGUGGGAUGCCGAAGCUCUCCUUAUUAUUCUUGAUAUCAUACAUGGUCAUCACUCCAGCGUUCCCAAACGACCAAGUCUGGAAGUCAUAGCGCAGAUCGGAAUGAUAGCCGACUAUUAUGACUGCCUCGAGGUUGUUCGAACAUUCUUCCAGAACUGGCACUCGUCUAUGAAGAUCUGGGAGAACUAUUCGAUUCGACCUUCUGGUUCCGCCGGUGUGCUAGAUUUGCUAGACCCCAGAGUACUCAGCACAAAUGCACUCGUGGAGACUACUCUGCCCAUACCAGCUAAAAUCUUCGAAGCGAUCAACAACCAGCGUUGCCAAAUCAUUGAAAACUUGAUUUCCGAGAUCUAUGACUUGAAAGACGAUCUGGAAGCAGGACGCGUUGGUUGUUGUCCCUUAUGCUCUUGGAGACUCCGGGAAGUCUUCAUGAGUAAAAUGGGUACGCUGAAUCUGCCAAUGGCAAAGCCGGAAAGGACGUUUUGGUAUUAUGAUAAUGUUACUUCAAUUGUCCGCAUUAUCGACUAUCUUGGCUAUAAAUAUCCUUUCUGGGGAUGUGGUUGCGAACUCAGGCCUCCCUAUAACCUACGCCUAUAUACGCAAGACCUGAGCAAGCUUGUGUCAGGUCUGGACCUGAACGACUUCCUGUAA